This is a messenger RNA of Sphaerulina musiva SO2202, 3405 nucleotides long. RefSeq lists its product as uncharacterized. The record is from RefSeq and is a predicted model, not a curated record. Gene Ontology annotation, biological process: regulation of mRNA 3'-end processing; transcription antitermination; DNA-templated transcription. NCBI's taxonomy places the organism in Eukaryota, Fungi, Ascomycota, Dothideomycetes, Mycosphaerellales, Mycosphaerellaceae. Gene Ontology annotation, cellular component: nucleus. The transcript is spliced from 2 exons. Bases 537 to 3104 code for a protein of 855 amino acids. Gene Ontology annotation, molecular function: RNA polymerase II transcription regulatory region sequence-specific DNA binding.
CCGCCGCCGCCUCCACCACCACCACCUCGCCUGCGCUGUCGGAUCGUGUGCGCCGAAUUUUGUGCACUGGAUUGCGACAAGCCUGUAUCACCGUUGCGCGCGCCCUGCAAGUCGCGUGAUUCACCAAGAAAGCCUCGGGUGACUUCACCAUCGGCUCCUCUCCUCUCAUCCGCCAUCACAGAAAUAACGGACCACGCCCACCGCUGUCGCUGCAUCUUGAAGUAGCAGAUCUCGCGCACGCUACCGUGUAGUCCGCUUUUUUGCCUGGAGGAUUGUGUCAGAGGCACUGGUCGCGGCGCAACAAUUACCCCGGACACCUCAAGCAGCAGUGUCUGUCUGCGAAGGCGCGCGAAACGCUCAGUGGUCACUGCGAGAGGGCGCAAAGGUGUUGGGGAAGCGGCGUCGAGCCUGCGGACGGGUUCACUUCUCUACGUAUUAGCUAGAUAUCGUGUCAAACUGAAGCGUGCCGAGUGACCACACCCUCACCCAGCCACUUACUCUAUCACGCCGCGCGCGCGCGCCUGCGUUGCCUUGCGAUGCCACGAAACAUGGCAGAAAAACCACGUCGCUCAGACCGAUCGGGCAAAGGUCAGCACAAGAAGAAUGCGUCUACAUCUCCAGCACCCAGCGCAAAGCCGGUCGCGAAGAGCGUCAAGGCCAAGAGCAGCGGCAGCGGCAGCGGCAGCAGCAUAAGUAAGAAGCCGGGCGGCCAAGAGCCAGUCCCGCCAGAAGAUGACGAGGACGAGGAAGAGGAAGAGCUGAUCCGCUGCAUCUGCGGCAACACUGAUCCCAAGGACAAGCGCGCCUUUAUUGGCUGUGAUGCAUGCACUGUGUGGCAGCACAAUGUGUGCAUGGGCGUUCACGACGAUGAGGACGACGUGCCUGAGCACUACUUUUGCGAAGAGUGCCGCCCAGAGGAGCACCCAGAGACCAUACAAGCCAUCCGUCGGGGCGAGAAGAUAUGGGAGACACGUAACAGGAUAUUUCAGAACGAGAAGAAGAUGAGCAAGAGUCGUAAGAGCAGGACCAAGACUGGCGAGCCCUACAGACCUGGUUGGCUCAAGAAGGAUGUGGCCCCGGAGCCAGAGGAGGCUGUCCAGGAGACUGUAGCGGAAAAUGAGCCGCAGCCGAAGCCGCAGACAUCCAUUAUGGCAGCCUCUCAAGAGACGUCAGCACCUGCCAACGGAGCAGCGGACACCACGGAGACUGGCAACAAACGCAAGAGAAGCGAAGCCAAGGAAGAGCCGGAAGACGCCAAGUCUGCGGUAGAUGAGAAAAUGACUCGCUCGAGCCGGCAGGAGAAGCGUCGCAAGUCGUCCACCGCACCGAGCAAGGCAGAGGCAGAUACUGGCACUACGAUCUCAUCUGAUGCGGACACUGCGCUCCUCAGAAUCGAUCAGUUGCCUCAAGAUCGCCAGAGGGCGGCACGCGCCUUAGCGUCCGCUAUCACGUCUACUGUUGAAGAGCGCGUCCGAUCUGGACACAAGACUGCAAAAGGUCAAAAUGCAACUGCCCUCGGCGAUCUGCAUGCGGCGAGGAUCGAGUACGCUCUUCACAUGAACUAUGGCGGCAAUCAGCAGGGUUACAGCAUACAGUUCAGAGCGCUGCUCGCAAAUUUCAAGAAGAAUCAUGUUCUGGUAGAGCGGCUGCUCAACGGGUCACUUACAUCAGACGAGAUUUCGACCAUGAGCAGUAGUGACAUGGCAAGUGAGGAUUUGCAACGUCAACGCGCUGAGAUGAAGGAAGUACUGGACCGUCAGGCAACUGUUGACCAGCCCGAAGGACCAAAGUACGCUCAAGACCACAAAGGCUACCACCUGGUUGAAUCUGAGACCCCGGCACGUCGUGAUGGCACCACCAUAGGACAGGCUAUGGAUGGUAGUCCUAACAAGAGUGUAUCUCCACCGCGAGCGUCACAGCUCCCUCCAGCUGUUGAUACUAUGCAGCGUUCUGGAAUCGGAAGUCGCUCAUCAAGCCAGCAGUUUGAUAUGAAAGGAAUAUGGGAAAAGACAGCUAACUCUCCAACCUUGCCCACUGGACCGCAAGAUGCAGCUAUCCGACCUACGCAGGUAGCAAACCGACGUCGCAGCUCCGUGCAUCGCCCACAAGCCCCGACAAACGGCGCCAAAGACGAUCCGGACAUUGAUCGCAUGCUGGAGGAUCACGACGAUACAUAUCCACAAGCAGAAGGAAGCGGUGAAUCCGUAAUAUGGCGUGGCAAGCUGAUACAGACCAGCGAGGAAGGCGCUCCAGUCGUAAAUGGACGUUUUGUGGCCGGACGUGAUUUGCAAGCCGGUACUUCAUGGCAACAUAUCUUACCACCCGCACUUUCUAUUGACGGCAGACUGGCAAUCUCGAAAGCAGAGGAUUACUUGUGCGGCUUGCGAUGGAGCUCGAGCAGUGAUGUCUCGGUCUUGCAGCUUACACCGGACGACAAUGCCGAAGCGUUCAACGCGAUUUUCGACUACUUUCAUACUAGGAAGCGCUACGCGGUGGUGGCGGAGAACAAGCCUGUAAUGAUUAAAGACUUGUACAUCAUUCCGGUCGAGGUCGGCGAAACGCUUCCAGGCCACGUGGAGAUGCUUGAGCAUUGCACACUACAGAAACCAGUACAAGAGCGAGUCUUGCUCGCCACCAUCAUAGUCGCGCGAGCUCCAGACAGCCCAUCGAAGAGUGCUGCUCCGCAGCAAUCGCCUGCCAACGGCCAUCUGCCACAGCACGUUCGUCAGAGCAUCGGUGGUCCUGCAGGCUCGCCAUUGAACCCUCAGCACGCCACAUUCUCGCCUUCCAACAGCGUGCCGCCGCAACAGCCAGGCUACGGCCCUCCAGUCGCUUUUCCUCCUAACCCGUACGGACCGCAGGCCCAGCCUCCACAGCCACCUGUCCUUCCCGUCGCGCCACCGCGACAGCCUCAUCCGGACCCGCAAGUGAGUCACAUCCUGGGCGACUUGCAGUACGCAUCGAGUGCUCAGACAAUUCUGAGUUCGGCGCCCUCCAUCUCUACAGAUCAGCUUCAGAACUUGCGUGCGAUCCUACUGCAGUAUCCCGAGACUCAGACUCAGUUUGACGCUUUGACACAGAGAUUGUACGCCAGCAGCCAGUAGCCUUGGCUCCAACAAUACUUCUCUUAAGACGGUGUACUGUGCAAUUGGAGGGAGAAGUUCGACGAGGGAGGCCAAAGUGGGCACGGCAUGGCAUGGUGGAACAGGGCUGGAUACACUGUUCGCAGCAAGGCAAUCCGAUGAUCAAGGCAGGCAGGCAGGUUAUCGACUACCUACUUACUGUACAUGAACAAUUGAACAUGAGUACAGGUAAUUAGCUGGGACCUCGUGUCGAUGCACGCACGCAGCAGUAGAGUGUCAAGUAGUGAGCUCCACAACCUGGAAGUCAUUUAUAUUCAAUUGC